UUCCCCAAGCGGCAUCAGUUGCUCAUCAGAGUUCUCGCCCACUUCCCCAGGCGGCGGCGCAGCGAUCGGCGGUUGGGCGUCGGCGGCCGCGGCGGGAGCUGGCGGCGACCGGCGAACCGAGCCGACCCGGCAGACGGGCGACCCACUGGCUGACUAAUGAGGUCUUCUAAGGCCAACGGGAGCGCGCAGAGGGCCGGAGAAGUCAAUCAUGUCCGUGGAGAAGGAGCAAGCUGGGUUCUUGUUGCGGGGGGAGUUUUGCUGAGCACGCUUUCGGUCAGACUCGGGUGCAAAUUGAAGCAAAUGCUUGAUGUGAAGAAGCAAAAUAGUAGUGCCUCCACCAAAGACAACAGACGACCUCGAGCAUGUGAACUGCACUCGAAUCUCUACCGGUUUUAUGACCAAACCAACUGCUACUGUUGUGUUUCAGGGAUUGCAGAUGGUGGAGUGGAAGUCAAGCAAGCACCCGCGAGUUCUUUAUCAAAGCCAGAUGAACCCUCCCUUCCUCUUGCGAGGGUGUCAGGGCCAGAUUCAAGCAAAGAGAACAGUGGUGUCAUGUGGACAUCAUCGCCUGACCGUCUUGAAGAUCCUCGCAGACCAUUUCAGUACUCGAACAGUUCUGGCUCUCCCUGUGUUUCUGAAUCAGGAUCUGACAUUUGUAGCAAGAGAGAGGUCAUACAGAAGUUGAGACAGCACCUGAAGAGACGUGAUGAGAUGAUCAUGGAGAUGCAAGCACAGAUAGCUGAUCUUAAGAAUUCUCUCAGCAUCCAGGUGACACAAACCACCAAUUUGCAGUCCCAGCUGGAUGCUGCUAACCAAGAUCUGUUUGAAUCUGAGAGAGAGAUUCAGCAGCUAAGGAAGAUCAUUGCAGAUCAUUGUCUCGCAGAAGCAGUCUCUCAUGAUAAAUCUUUACAAGCUGGACAUUGGCAAUCAGAUGCCACCAAUGGGCAUGCUAAUGGCUAUCCUGCUAGCAGCGUCGAUGACCACGACCUUCAUUGUGUUGGUAUCCAGAAGAGAAACGUCGAGGUAGAGAGGGUGGAGAUGCUCAAGAGAGAGGUUGGUGAUCUGAAGGAAGUUAUUGAAGGCAAGGACUUCCUGCUUCAGAGCUACAAGGAGCAGAAGGUGGAGCUCUGCUCUAAGAUCAGAGAAUUGCAAGAAAGGCUCUCAGCACAAGUGCCCAACAUCUUGUAGGAUCUAUUCAUAGUGUUAUCUUCCUACAAGUGAUUUACAAGAAAAGCUUUCGGCUCACAUGCUGAACAUCUUGUUAGGUCUUCGCAAAAUGUUAGGUUGAUUUGUUUUCUUUGUUAUCUUUUUUUUGCCCUUUGUUACUUGAUGUUGAAAAGGGGCUUAGUUUUUCAGUUGCUAGGCCUAGGUAGCUUAGUUGGUCAUAAGCUUAAUGCUGAAGGAGUUGUACAGGUUUUCUGUUUGCAGACACGAUUGUGUAUCGUGCCUUCUUCUUUGUUUCAGUGUGGUUUUGACUUAAGAAGAGAGUGUCACUUUGAGUGUAUGGAUGACUAAAUCUCUGAAAUUAGCAUUAUUUUUCAUCUGUAA
Molecule: messenger RNA, 1548 nt
Organism: Brachypodium distachyon (stiff brome)
Lineage: Eukaryota; Viridiplantae; Streptophyta; Magnoliopsida; Poales; Poaceae
Exons: 4
Coding region: 157-1188 (343 amino acids)
Source: RefSeq, a predicted model, not a curated record